AUGGGCCCCUGUACCGCCUCCUCAUGCUGCUGCCAGGCCCGUAAUCUGCCAUGGGCCCCCGUACCGCCUCCUCAUGCUGCUGCCAGGCCCGUAAUCUGCCAUGGGCCCCCGUACCGCCUCCUCAUGCUGCUGCCAGGUCCAGAGUGUCUCAUGGGUCCCUGUACGGCCUCCCAUUGCUGCUGUCUCCAUCGCCACACUCUGCCAUGUGCCACUUUCAGGUCUCCUCACACUGCUGGUGGGUUCCAUUUUGUCAUAGGGUGCUGUAUGGCCUCCCAUUGCUGCUGCCUCCACCGCCACACCGUGGCUCCACACUCUGGUUUUGGCCCCGUGACUGCCCAAAUGAGUGAAGUGUGCGGUGAUUCUAAGAUCGACGGCACUCAUCUGCAUGUCAUACUGACUGACAGUAUUAUUUCUCUUCCCCAGCAGACUCCAAGGGCAUUUAAAUUAAAGGUACAGUGUUCUGCACUAAUAUAA
Staurois parvus is the source of this 474-nucleotide messenger RNA. NCBI's taxonomy places the organism in Eukaryota, Metazoa, Chordata, Amphibia, Anura, Ranidae. The record is from the annotation of a GenBank genome assembly.